UUGUUUACUAUUUGGCGAUAACCUGUUGCUGACUAUCUACAAUUUAGGGAAUUCCCCUCAAAUGCUUUCGGCUCGUAUGUGAUGAAUUCAGAAUAAUUUUUGCGAUGAAUCAAAACAAUUCUAAAAAACGUCAUGCCAAGCAUGGACAAGGGAAUCAUCAGGAUUAUUAUGCGCCAUCGAGGGUUCCUGCUCCAUCAACACAGAGCAAUACUAACACCCCCAUAGGUGCUGUUGUUAGCCAGCCUAAUCAACUACCAUCUUCUCAGUAUAGGACAAUACCAACGAUGGCAUACCCAAUGCACCAUAAUUUUAAUGCGUUCCCGCCAACAUUGGGCAAUCAUCAAUUUCUACAAAUGUUUCUUAAGGGAGCAUAUAAUCCUGCACAGUUUCCUGUUACAGCAAGUCAGGUAGACUUAAAGGAUUGCAGCACUCAAUCAUCGAAUAAUUUGAAUGAUAAUUCUAAUGUAAUAUCCAGCAACCCUUCAGGUAGAGCUAUUCCAAUUAUUGAUCCAAGAACUGGAAAAAGAGUGGUGUUUACCUAUGAUAAAAACUCUGAAGGCAGUAGCUUUCAUUCAAGUAACAAAAAAGAAUCUGAAAAUACAGAAUCAAAUAUUUGUGCACAGCCUGCAAAACAAGUUGCUAAUUCAAAUGACAGCCAUAGAGACAUCAGAUCUAAGCAGCAUGAGCUUUUAAAGACAGAUACCUUAUGUUCUCCUAAAAAGGAAGAAGUUGGAAUGCAGGAAAUGCUUAUUGGAAGGAAAAAAAAGGCCAGAAGAAGAAAUAAUAAAAAUAAGCAAAGUGAAAGUGAAAAGCCUGCAACUGCAUAUUUGGUCCUGCCUCUUCCACCGUCAACAGAAGUUCCUACAAUUGCACCUACUCCAGAUUCUAAAAGGAAUCUGUCAUCUGUACCAGUAAUGGAUAGUGGAAUUUUGAAUACAAUUCCAGUACUUGAAGAGGCUCUUACCACUCUUCAAAAUGAUGUACCAACAAGUAAACCAACGUUUGAAACAUCUUUUGCAUCACCAAGUGCAGAUGGCAAGGACAAGAAGAAUGUUGUCAAACCUCAGCAUGAUAAAACAGUUUUGAAAUACAGUUAUAAAAAAGAUCAGUGGAGUCCCCUGAAUCCUGAAGGCAAGAGACAAUAUGACCGAGAUUUUCUUCUGCAACUGGCAACUCAUCCUUUGUCAUCAUGCAAACUAAAUGACAUUCCUAAUGUGAUUAAAUAUAAAGCAUAUAAGGUUUAUAUACAGAACCCUCCUACAAAAAAGAAAAAGAAGCCUGCUGCUCCUGCGAUGUCCUCCUGUGGUGAACUUUUUGUUCCUAAGUAUGCACCAACUGCUCUUAUUACUGAAGAGCCUACAACUGCAUAUUCAGUCCUACCUCAUCCACCUACAGCAACAGCAGCUUCUACAUCUGCACCUACUACGAAUUUUAAAAGAAAUUUAUCAUCUUCACCAGCAAUGGAUAGGGAAAUUUUGAAUACAAUUCCAUUAUUUGAGGAGACUUUGAUUACCACACUUCAAAAUGAUGUACCGGCAAGUAAGCCAGCUUUUAGAACAUCUUCUGUAUCACCAAGGACAGAUAUCAAGGGCAAGGAGAAUGCUAUUGAACCUCAGCAAAAUAAAGUAGUUUUGAAAUACAGUUAUAAAGAAGAUCAGUGGAGUCCUUUGAAUCCUGAAGGCAAGAAACAAUAUGACCGGGAGUUUCUUCUGCAGGUGUCAUCCGACCCUUUAUCAUUAUGCAAAUUAAACGAUAUUCCAAAUGUGAUUAAAUAUGAACCAUAUAAGGCUUAUCUACAGAAUCCUCCUACAAAAAAGAAAAAGAAGCGUGCUACUCCUGUGGUGACUAAAAGUGGACAGUUCUCCUGUGGUGAGCUCUUUGUUCCUAAGCAUGCACCAACUGCUCUUUUCACUGGAGAGCGACAACAUGUCUGGAAGCCACUACAUAUGAUUGAAGAACUACUUAAUGAAAAGGAUAAACUGAAAAGAAGUGUUCUAGGUGUAUUGAAUAAAUUGACACCUCAGAAAUUUGAAACUUUGCUUGCUCAGUUGAAAAGUAUACCUAUAGAUACAGAAGAAAAAUUAGCUGUAGUUAGCAAUUUAAUAUUUGAGAAUGCUAUAAAUGAAAGGAAGUUUAGUGCUGUUUAUGCUAAACUCUGUAAUCAUUUGGCCUUGAUUAAGGUUCCUACAUCUGGAAAAUCCGGUACCCAAGUGAAUUUUCGCAAACUUUUGCUCACUAAAUGUGAAAAGGAGUUUGAAUUCUAUAGAAGUGAUGAAAAAAAUGAAGAAAAAACGAAGAAUUUAGAAGCAGUUGAUCCUCACAAAAGAAAAGAGUUACAAAUUGAAUACGAAGAAAAGGAGAGAAAGAUUAGGAAUAGACAAUUAGGAAAUAUAAAAUUUAUUGGAGAGUUAUUUAAACUAAAAAUGUUCAUUGAACCAAUUAUGCAUGGAUAUAUUAAAAAGCUUCUAAAUCAAGCUGAUGAUCUGUCGUUUGAAUGCCUUUCUGAACUUUUAAAAACGAUUGGUAAAGAAUUGGAUGGUAAAGGCACAAUUAAAAUGUCUUGUAGCAAGCAGAUGGAUAUUUAUUUAGCUCAAAUAAAAUUAAUUGUUGAUAAGCAGAUGGCAAGUCCAAGAGUUAGAUUUAUGCUGGAAGAUGUUAUAGAUCUCAAAAAAAAUAACUGGGUGCCUAAGAAAGAGGAAAACAAUCCUAAAACUUUGGAUGAAAUUUGUAAAGAAGCAGAGCGCGAAGCUUGUGAGCAGCAACAUCUUCUUAAUAAUGAGACUAAUUAUCCCAAGACAAUACCUCAGGAUAGAGACCAACCAAACAAUGCUGAAUUGGGUGUCCACAGCUCAGAGUACAAUGAAGAUGAAUUGGAGAAGUCUAAUUCCUUUAGAGAUGGAUUUCGUCACAAUAAUGAUUUUGAAGAAGUGAUAAGAUGUGUUAUAGAGAUGGCUUCUCCAAAUACUGUCCAUAUGUACAUUAAUGCUACUAUUAAUGACUUUCUUGAACGGUCUAGUGAGGCUAGGUACUCUUUAGGCCAGUUAUUGGCUUCCCUUCUGAAAAAGAAAAAAAUAACAUUUGACCAGUAUAAAAAAGGGUUUGCUGGUGUUCUAGAAAUAAUAGAUGAUUAUGCUCUGAAUAUUCCUUUAAUAUGGGAUUAUAUGGGUGAAAUCCUGGAGCCGAUGAUAGAAGUUUAUGAAACUCCUUUUAAAUUAUUAAAAGAAGUAUUAGAACCAUGUAUACCAUCUGAAAAGGCUGGUAUGCUCCUUUCAUCCAUACUUCACUGUGCUGCCAAGUGGAAGGGCACAAUGAAGCUUGGAGAAGUUUGGAGAGAAUCUGGUGUACAAUGGACUGAUAUAAUUGGAAUUGAUAGAAAUGCAGCAGAAUUUAUUGAAGAACAUCAACUUGAAUUUACCAUGAACCCUAUGAAAGUCAUUCCACCGAUUCAGAUACCAAUGGAAGGAAUGAAGAAACAUCUAUUGAGUGGCUUAGAAAAAAAUGAUGAAUUGGAAGAUGUUUCCAAUUGGAUCGGAGCAAAUGUAUCUGACACUAGUGAUCCAACAUUCGUCCAUGCUUUGGUAACAGCAGUUCAUGAAAGUUGUUUAUCAGAUUCAGGAACUGCAUGGAAAUUAAAUACAAGUAAACUGAAAUCAAGGAUACCUCUUAUAUCCUGUUAUGUGUCCACCAAUAAAAAAUUACAAUUGCAAUCUUUGUAUGCUGCACAAGCUCUUGUGGAUCAGUUAGGGCAACCUAGUGGUCUUUUGCAUCAGAUUUUCUACAUUAUGUUUGAUUAUGGUGUGGUUAGUGAGGAGACUUUCAAAGAAUGGAAGCAAAGUGAUGAUGCAAAUGAAGCAGAAGGAAAAGCUGUUGCCAUUCAUUCUGUGAAAGAUUUUUUCACUUCUUUACUAGAAUCUGAUAAAGAAACUAAAACUCAAAAACUUGGUGGUGGGAAUGAGACACCACCUUCUGUAUUGAGCAAUUCAAUGUUGAAUUUUGCUGCUUAUAAUUCAGGAUUUUCACUGGCUGAGCUUAUAUCUAGAAUGUCUCUUAAUUCAAUCAAUCAUGACAAGCAGGAAGUUGAAGAAGAAAAGUCCGGAGAAAGUUCUUCAUUUUCGAGCUCUCUUAAUACAAAUGUGAAAUUACACAAAUCACCAAAUCCUUGGAAACCACUACGCCUAAGUGAGAUACCACUUGAUGAAAAGGAUAAACUAAAACGAAAUGUUCUAAGUAUAUUGAACAAAUUGACUCGUCAGAAGUUUGAAACUCUGCUUUCCCAGCUUAAAGGCCUCAAUAUAGAUACAAUAGAAAAAUUAGCUUUAGUUAUCGAUUUAAUAUUUGAGAAGGCUAUAGAUGAACCAAAUUUUAGCGUCCCUUAUGCAAAUCUCUGCAAGCAUUUGGCUUUGAUUAAGGUGCCUUUCUCUGGAACUUCCGGGGCCCAAGUUAAUUUCCGCAAACUGAUGCUUACUAAAUGUCAGAAGGAGUUUGAACAAGAUAGAAAGGAUGAACUUAAGACUGAAGAAAAAAUGAAAAGUUUAGAAGCAGCUGAUCCUGAUAAAAGAAAGGAGCUGCAACUUGAAUAUGAAGAAGAAGAAGAAGAAAUUAGGUAUAGACAGUUAGGAAACAUAAGGUUCGUUGGAGAAUUAUUUAAAUUAGGUAUGUUGAUUGGACCAGUUAUGCGUGAAUGCAUUAAAAAGCUGCUAAGUCAAGGUGAUGAAGAGUCUUUGGAGUGUCUCUCAAUAUUAUUAAAGACAGUUGGCAAAGAGUUAGAAGAUGAAAAGAUAACUAAAAAUCCCAAAGACACCCAGAUGGAUAUGUAUUUUGCCCAUAUAAAAUUAAUUAUUGAUAAGCGACUGACAAGCCCUAGAGUUAGGUUUAAGCUACAAGAUGUUAUAGAUCUGAAAAAAAAUAAUUGGGUGCCCAGGAGAGAUGCAAACAACCCUAAAACUAUUGAUCAAAUUCACAAAGAAGCAGAACGCGAAUCUCGUGAACAGCAACAAGUUUAUCAAAAUAUGACUAAUUAUCCAAAACGAAUAGCCGAUUAUAGAGACCGGCGGAAAAAUGCUGGUCGAAUGGGACCAUCUGAGGAUGGUUGGACUUCAUCUUCUAAAAGCAAUAAAGGUAUCUACAGUGUGGUUGAUCCUUCCAAACUGAAACUAACCAAGCCUGAUGAAGUAGAGAGCAUUCGUUCUGGUCCUGGUGGAAGAGGCCUUCAAAGUUGGGGUAGAGGCAGCAGUGGUGGCCCUAAAACAACUGCUGAUUCUGAUAAAACUGCAUUAACAAAUAAGUUUCCUGCACUUUCGGAACAAUCUCUAUCAUCUAACUAUGAAGGAAGGAGAGAUUCUCAACGAUCAGCAGCUUCCAGUCGUGAAUCUAGUCGAGGCCGCGAUAGUCAAUUGUCCCCUGCCAUUAGAAAGACAUCUGAGGCUAUAGCUCCUGAAGUUAAGGCAGCUACUGAUGUUCGUGGGAAUGGAAAAGCAAUUGCAGCAGAAGAAUUAACUCUCAAGUGUCCAGAAUACAACGAAGAUUUCAUAGAGAUGAAGACAAAGCACAUUAUAGGCGAAUUCCUUCACAAUAAGGAUGUUGAGGAAACAAUAAAGUGUGUCGUUGAGCUGGUUUCUCCAAAUACCGUCUAUAUAUUUAUCAACACUACAAUUAUAGAAGUACUUGAAGGAUCUAGUCAGGCCAGGUACUAUGUAGGCCAAUUAUUAUCGUCCCUUCUAAAAAAGAAGAUUAUAACUUCAGACCAGUAUAAAGAAGGAUUUGCUGCUAUUUUAGAAUUGAUAAAUGAUUAUGCCAAGAAUAUUCCGUUAAUUUGGGAUCGUAUUGGAGAAAUCCUGGCCCCUAUCAUGGAAGAUAUUGAAACUCCUUUCCAAUUACUGAAAGAAGUAUUGCAACCAUGCAUACCUUCUGAAGAAGCUGGUAUGCUAGUUUCAUCCACAAUGAAAUGUGCGGUCAAAUGGAAGCUUGGAAAAGUCUGGAGGGAAUCCGGUAUGCAAUGGACUGAUAUCAUUGGAAUGGAUGGGAAUGUGGCUGAAUUUGUCAAGAAACAUCAACUUGAAUUUACAUUGAGCCCAACAAAAGCGAAUCAACAGACUCAAUUGCCAAUGGAAAAAAUGAAGACGAGCCUAUUGAAUCUUUUGGAAAAAAAUUCCGAAUUAGAAGAUGUUUUCGAUUGGGUCGACGCUAAUAUAUCUGAUACUAGUGGUCCAACUUUUAUCCGUGCCUUGGUAACAGCAGUUCAUGAAAGUUGUUUAUCAGGUUCAGGAGCGACAUGGGAAUUAAAUAUAAGUAAACUGAAAUCAAGGACACCUCUGAUAUCCCGUUAUGUGUCCACAAAUAGAAAACUACAGCUGCAAGCUUUCUAUGCCGUUCAAGAUUUUAUGAAUCAAUUAGAUUAACAUAAUUGUCUUCACCAUGCAAUUUUCGAUGUUUUGUAUGAUAAUAAUGUUAUUAGGGAUGAAUCUUUCAUUGAAUGGCAGUAAAAUGAUGAUCUCAAUGAAGCAGAAGACAAAGCUAUUGCCUUUCAUUCCGUGAAGUGUUUUUUACUUGCCUUCGACAACCUGAAGAAGAAACUGAAGAUAUGAACACUGAGUGAUUACUACUUUUGCUCGUAACAGACAACUGGCCUACUUUCCAAUAAUUGUAUAUAAACAUACAAAAAAAAAAAUAUUUUUUUAAUCUUUCACAUAUACAAUAAAAUUUUAAAUAUUUUUUCACAUAAUCAAAAAUUAAUAUUAAAUGACACAUGAAUAUUUAUAUCUUUUUUUAAAAUUAUGUAUUAUUUGUACAUGGCUUUGUAAAAGAACCAUAUUUUGCAAUAAAUUUCAUUAA
Argiope bruennichi is the source of this 6831-nucleotide messenger RNA. Its product is annotated as eukaryotic translation initiation factor 4 gamma 3-like. The coding region runs from base 105 to 6398 and encodes 2097 amino acids. The record is from RefSeq and is a predicted model, not a curated record. Gene Ontology annotation, cellular component: eukaryotic translation initiation factor 4F complex. Gene Ontology annotation, molecular function: translation initiation factor activity; protein binding; mRNA binding. NCBI's taxonomy places the organism in Eukaryota, Metazoa, Arthropoda, Arachnida, Araneae, Araneidae. The transcript has 47 exons.